AUGGUCGUAAUGGCCCUGGACGGCAGUCUUACCAAGGUGCAGACGUCGCCGUCGUCGGCGCUCCUACUAGCGUCGCCGUGGAAUCUGGGUAUCCUGCCGCAGACGUGCGUGCUCGCGUCGCGUUCCAUGUCGAUGUUCUCCCGCUGGGACGCGAAUGGCGAUUCUGGCGGCUCGGACGGCCGCCAGGACGAGUCGCCGGAUAUUGAACUCACAGAUUCUCUGUUGACGGCGUGCGACAAUGCGCCGCUGGAGGCGCUGGAGAUCGGGUCGCAGGCGCGCGACCCGGGCGACGUGUACGACGUUUUUCCGCUGCUGGCGAUGCCCCUGCGACUGCUGGGAUCUGGGCGAAACAGCAUGCCGAUUUCGUGGAGGAUUGUAACCAUCGCAGCGGACGACGAGCUGGUGACGAGCGGGCAGCUGAAACUUUCCAUGCGCGAUCUGUUGGAUCGCGUUCGCGAGUGGGCGAAAAAGUCGGAGUCCUUUGGCGAAAUAGUGGGACCAGGUCGCUCCCCCAAUCUCUGCUUUGACGCCUUCCCAUCGCCCUCGCCCGCGGAAGCAGAAAACAGAGAGGCGGGCGAAAGUCAAUCCGGACUUCAAGAGUCGAGAAUCAAGAGCGAGGAGAGGGCAGCGUGGGGCGGCGGAAGCGGAGGUGGAGGAGGAUCGCUGAGAAGGAUCUCAAGAAUCAAAGGUCGAGAUUCAAGGAUUGAACGCGAGAAGAGAGGAGUGGAGGAAGCGGAGGAGGAGGAAUGGGGUAAGACUGCAAGGGAAGCAGAUGAGAAGGAGCAAGUGGAGAAAGCAGCAAGGCAAGCCUGGGAGGCUGAGGAGACGGAGACAGCAGCAGAGCAGAGGGAGCAAGCGAGGGAAGCGGUGCAAGCAGUGCUGUAUGCGCACAGCACGUGGCGAAUCCUCUGCCCCACUCUGCGCCCACCUGCUCUCAAGCGCUUGGAGAAUCGCCACCAUGGCAGCUCGCACCUGCCCGAAAAAGGCCAUGGCAGCUCUCACCUGCCCGAGAAACACCAUGACGGCUCGCACCUGCUGGGGAAGCAGCAGCAGCAACAGCAGCAGCAGCAGCAGCAGCAGCAGCAGCAGCAGCAGCAGCAGCAGCAGCAGCAGCAGCAGCAGCAGCAGCAGCAGCAGCAGCAGCAGCAGCAGCAGCAGCAGCAGCAGCAGGAGGAGGAGGAGCGACAGGAUAGGCUUUUCCGCAGCCCUGUAAUAUCGCGUCAUACGUCCAGUGCUCUGCCGGUUCCCUCUUCGUCCUUCUCUUCCUCUCCGUCUUCUCCCUCUUCUUCUCCCUCUUCCUCUCCCUCUUCUUCUCCCUCACAUUCGGCCUCGUAUAAGGCAGCUUCGUUACCGUCUAAGGCCGCACGCUCCAGCCGGGCGGCGUAUCUAAUCCGCCAAAGCAGAUCCGAUUCGGAUAUCAGCGCCACGGGCGUGUGGAGGCUGAUUUCUCCUCCCGAGAGCUAUGGACUUCCGGGGCUGGUGUCCGCUGUUACGCCUUCCUCCUCGAUCCCCUCCUCUCACUCCCUCAUCUCGAUCCGCUCCUCUCACUCCCUCAUCUCGAUCUCCUCCUCUCACCCCCUCAUCUCGAUCCCCUCCUCUCACUCCCUCAUCUCGAUCUCCUCCUCUCACUCCCUCAUCUCGAUCCCCUCCUCUCACUCCCUCAUCUCGAUCCCCUCCUCUCACUCCCUCAUCUCGAUCCCCUCCUCUCACUCCCUCAUCUCGAUCCCCUCCUCUCACUCCCUCAUCUCGAUCCCCUCCUUUCACUCCCUCAUCUCGAUCCCCUCCUUUCACUCCCUCAUCUCGAUCCACUCCUUUCACUCCCUCAUCUCGAUCCCCUCCUUUCACUCCCUCAUCUCGAUCCCCUCCGCUCAUUCCCUCAUCUCGAUCCCCUCCUCUCACUCCUUCAUAUCGAUCUCCUCAUCUCACUUUCUCAACUCAAUCCCCUCCCUUCACUCCAUCUCAAUCCCCUCCUCUCCCUCCCUCAUCUCGAUCCCCUCCUUUCCCUCCCUCAUCUCAAUCCCCUCUCACUCCCUUGCCCCUGUCCCCUCCUCUCACUCCUUUGUCUCAAUCCCCUCCUCUCACUCUCUCGCACUCCUCCACCGCGCCUCCAUCCCCCGCUGCUCGCCGUGCCAGUGUACAAUCAGGUGGUAG
Closterium sp. Naga37s-1 is the source of this 2151-nucleotide messenger RNA. The record is from the annotation of a GenBank genome assembly. NCBI's taxonomy places the organism in Eukaryota, Viridiplantae, Streptophyta, Zygnematophyceae, Desmidiales, Closteriaceae.